CGACGUUCUAACACAGUGUCCGUUCACUUUUCGACACGUAUAUGGAAAAAGUUCGAGCAGUCUUUCGAAGACCGUGAGACAGCGAUGUCGGUACAGAGCGAAACACGGUGCAAUUAUUCAAGGUAACGCGUACGGUAUUUUUUAUGCACACGUGUUUUCUUGAUUAAUGCUACGUGUCGCGAAAACUUACGUAAUGACGUUGUACUUUGCCUUUAGUGUUGAUCCUAUUGAUCCGAUAUUCAUGUAUAGCGUCAUACGAAAGUCGCGUUUAGGAGCCUAAAUAAUUAUUAAAGAAAAAGUUUUUCGAGUUAGCAACUCUGUUCCGUUCCGCGUCGAAUUUUCUAUCUCUGCUUGUGCGCGCGACACAGAGAGUUUUCCUAAGCAACAGGCUGCUACUUGUGCUAUUGCUUAUAAUGAUACUGUUCAAAGCGAAACAGUCAGUCGGUUUCUCCUGACGAACGGUACACAGUAUCCAACGAACAAUCUUAAAUAUAAUAAUGGAGUACUUUGUCGGUGUUGACGUGGGAACUGGAAGCGCUCGAGCCGCCUUGGUGUCCUCCAAGGGGAAGAUAGUUAAAUUGGCAACGUGUCCUCUAGAAAUCUUCCAUCCUGCUCCUAACUUCUACGAACAAUCGUCCGACAACAUUUGGAGUGCAGUUUGUCAUGUGGUGAAGUCAGUAGUGGCUGAUAUUUCUGCAGAUAAUGUGAAAGGCAUCGGGUUUGACGCCACCUGUUCCUUGGUGGCAGUGGACAAGACAGGAUCUCCGGUCACGAUCAGUCCCACUGGGGAAGACAAACAGAAUGUCAUAUUGUGGAUGGAUCACAGAGCGCAAGAAGAAGCGGACUACAUAAAUGCCCAGGACAACGAAAUGCUUCAGUACGUCGGCGGGAAAGUAUCGCUGGAGAUGGAGACCCCGAAAAUGUUAUGGCUGAAAAAGAAUCUACCCUCGUCCUGGAACCGUACAGCGUUCCUUUUCGAUCUGCCCGAUUUCCUAACAUGGAAAGCCACAGGUUCCGAUUCGAGAUCAUUAUGCUCUCUAGUAUGUAAGUGGAACUACAAUGCUGAUCCAGACGGCAACAACGGAUGGAACGCGGCAUUUUUUCAACAGAUUCAGCUGGGAGAACUCAUGAAAGAUAAUUGGAAGAAAAUAGGUAGCGACGUGAGGACACCCGGGGAUCCCGUUGACCAGGGACUGUCGGCUAAAGCCGCGUCUGAAUUAGGACUUCUGAAAGGUACCGCUGUGGGCACCUCCCUAAUCGAUGCGCAUGCUGGGGGACUUGGCAUGAUAGGCUGCACUGUACCUGGUUCAUCCGCUAACUUGCAGAGGAGAUUAGCAUUAAUUUGCGGCACUUCGACCUGCCACAUGAUAGUCAACGAGAAGAAGCUUUUCGUCAACGGUGUUUGGGGACCGUAUUACAGUGCUAUGAUACCGGGAUUAUGGUUGAACGAAGGCGGGCAAAGCGCGACCGGGAAACUGCUGGAUCACAUAAUCGACACGCAUCCUGCAACACCAGGGAUCUUGAAAAGUUUAAGCGGAAACAAGCACAUCCAACAAUACUUAACGGAACUGCUGCAGACGAUGGCGGAUCAGAGGGGUCUGAAGAACGUGUCGUACCUGACGAAGGAGAUUCACGUCUGGCCAGACUUUCAUGGAAACCGUUCCCCACUGGCUGACCCAACUCUCAAAGGAAUGGUAUCGGGAUUAUCUCUGUCCGUUGACGAAGAGAACUUGGCAUUGUAUUACUUGGCAACGGUGCAAGCAUUAACGUAUGGGACAAGGCACAUUUUAGAAACAUUGGAAACCGCUGGUCACAAGAUAGAGGAGCUACUGGUAUGCGGAGGCCUGAGCCAAAAUCCACUGUUCAUUCAGAUUCAGGCAGACGUAUUGGGUUUACCUGUGCUUUGCCCUGUCGAGAAGGAAUCUGUGCUGAUAGGAGCAGCGAUUCUGGGAUCUUACGCAGCCGGAAAGUUCAGUAACAUAUACGACGCGAUCAAAACGAUGGGAGGAUCUGCGAACAUUGUUAAACCAAAAGACGAGUGUCACAAAUAUCAUCUCCAGAAGUAUCGAGUUUUCCGAAAAAUGGUGCUGGAUCAAAAUAAUUAUAGAGAGAUCAUGAAUAAAGAUUUUUUGUAACUGCCACUACUAUUGUACAGUACCUUUUAAGCUUGUAACGCCGCGGGUAUAGGAUCUACGCUAACACACAGAAGUACACAGAAGUACAAUGAAUCUCAUAACUAGUACAUAUUAUAAGGAACAAUGUUUAUACUAUUUUUUUAUGGAGUUGAAAUAUAUUUUAUGUAUACAAGCGUUUUCAGAGAUAUAUUUUUGUUAAUAUGUUUUGCUCGUUUAUUCCUGUUUGUUACAAAUAAAAAUGUAUGCGAAAAUA
This is a messenger RNA of Megalopta genalis, 2388 nucleotides long. RefSeq names its product FGGY carbohydrate kinase domain-containing protein. Gene Ontology annotation, molecular function: D-ribulokinase activity. Gene Ontology annotation, biological process: pentose metabolic process; carbohydrate phosphorylation. Lineage: Eukaryota; Metazoa; Arthropoda; Insecta; Hymenoptera; Halictidae. The record is from RefSeq and is a predicted model, not a curated record. Gene Ontology annotation, cellular component: cytoplasm.